AUGUCAACCGAGCUCAAGUCAGUAUUGGUCUUCGGGGCCACUGGAGUUAUUGGACAAUAUGUAAUCACUUCGUUGAUAAAAGCAGAGACCUGCUUCGAGCGCUUAGCAAUAUUUACGUCUCCAUCAACUGUGGAUAAGAAAGCAAAACAGGUUGGAGCACUCAAAGAAAAGGGAGUCGAGAUCAUAGUAGGCGAUUUUACCAAUAAGGAAGAUGUUUUGAAGGCUUAUGCAGGCUUCGACGUUGUCGUUAGCUGCGUCGGUCGGAACAUGAUCACGGCUCAGAUUGAUCUAAUCCGAUGGGCAGAGGAGUCCAGCCCCAACAUCAAACGAUUCUUCCCAUCAGAGUACGGGACUGAUAUUGAAUACGGGCCGGAAUCAGCUUUUGAGAAGCCGCACCAGGCAAAAUUGGAAGUAAGGAAUUACAUCAAAAGUUCAAUUCGUCGUGUGGAAUAUACGUAUCUUGUCACUGGGCCAUAUGCGGAUCUCUACAUUGCAAAACUCAGUCAGAAUCCUCAUUUGGGAUCGUUUGAUCAUGAAGAAAAGAAGGCCACACUCUUGGGAUCCGGUAAUGAUCCAAUUAGUUUGACAACCAUGAAUGAUGUCGGAAAGCUUCUCGUUGCUGCGCUUCGGAAUCAAACUGCAUCUCGCAAUCGAGCCCUAAGGGUGAAUUCGUUCACCACAACCCCAAACCAGAUAUUGGCAGAGUACGAAAGGCAAACUGGCACAAAGUGGGAUGUGAACUAUACAUCGCUCGAAGAGUUGAAUACGUUAGAGAAGAAUGCCUGGAAAUCUGGGGAUUCGUUGGCUGCCAUCUAUACUCUGAGAAGAAUCUGGACCGAAGGAGGGACCGUCUACGAGUCCACUGAUAACAAAGAUAUAGAUAUGCAUCCUGUUGACUUGGAUUCACUGGAAGAUGCAGUCAAAAUGGCUGUUUCAUUGCACGGACAAGAAGCGUUUAGGAGUGGAGACUUAUAG
Molecule: messenger RNA, 975 nt
Organism: Talaromyces marneffei
Lineage: Eukaryota; Fungi; Ascomycota; Eurotiomycetes; Eurotiales; Trichocomaceae
Exons: 3
Coding region: 1-975 (324 amino acids)
Molecular function (GO): oxidoreductase activity
Source: RefSeq, a predicted model, not a curated record